This is a messenger RNA of Manduca sexta (tobacco hornworm), 4316 nucleotides long. It is a transcript of the gene Epp, whose product is annotated as protein UBASH3A homolog. Lineage: Eukaryota; Metazoa; Arthropoda; Insecta; Lepidoptera; Sphingidae. The transcript has 14 exons. The record is from RefSeq and is a predicted model, not a curated record. The coding region runs from base 18 to 2216 and encodes 732 amino acids. Gene Ontology annotation, molecular function: protein binding.
CCAGAUAUCGAUUAUCAAUGGUACCUGUUUACCAACUGUCUAUCUUGCGGUAUAUGAAAAAUUAUAAACAAGCUUAUUGCGCUUUCGCAAACGGCAAGAAAUUAAAUAGUUCCAAUUACUUUUCGCUUAAAAUGACAAAUUUACCUCCACGCAAAGUUUCUUCAUCCAGUAAAGCAAAACAAGAUGCAUCUCCCCUUCAAAUCCUCUUGCAAAUGAGUUUUCCUAGACAUCGGGCGUUGAAGGCUCUAGCAGCUACCGGCAAUCGAAGUGUCCAAUUGGCUUCUGAUUGGCUCUUAACUCAUGUUAAUGAUGCAUUCAUUGAUUCUGAUGAACCGAGGGAAUACAUUUUCUAUGCAAGCCCAACAGGAGCUUUGCUGGCCCAACUUUUGGAGUUCUGGGAUAAAUCUAAAUCAACAUGCGGGUGGAACGGAGCUCACAAUUUUCCACCACAUAUUACUUUGGUUUCGUUUUUUAAGGCACCAGAUGAGACAUCACUGCAACUGGCAAAGGCCGUCAAACAUGUAGUGGAGAAUGUGGGGGAUCCACCCAGUUGUGCACUGAAGUUGGAGCCAUAUGUGUCACACAAUUUCAUGGGCCUGUUUGUGUCAGAUAAACAUGCUGAUUACUUGAGGAGGAUUGCUGUGCAGUAUGUCAAACAAGUGUCUUCUGUGUUGGGUGUUAUGGUGGAUACUUAUGAACAUUUGGAUGCGUUGGGAACAUGCUUUCCAUGGUGUACUAUGUCACAAGAGAAACCUAUAAAAUCAAUAAAUUUGGAGGCUCACGUUAAAUCGCUCCAUAUAACAUUGGCUUACCAUUUCGAUGUGACUGCAUACGAUAACCUGAAAAACCUAGUGGAAGAAAUGCAGCCUGUGGAACAAUCGAAUUGGGAAUUGCGACUUUACUCUAGAGAUCCACGAUUUGCAAAUCAUCAGGUAUACAAAGUGACGCAGGGCUACACGCCUCAAGCCAGUGACGAACUUGAACUGGUGCUUGGCGAUUAUAUUUAUAUUGAAGAGAAAGAGUUCGACAACUCGCCAGACGGCUGGGUGCACGGCACUUCUUGGCUUACAGGCGUUAGCGGUUUCCUACCGGCUGUGUACACACGACGCACGGCCGAGUCUGACGCUUGGACGCUGCACAGAGCAGUAUCGCUGGGAAACAACAAUUGCUCGGAUUGUAAAUCGGAAUCUGAUUCGAACACUGACGGAGAGAUGGCGAGCAAUUUCCCGCACGAAGACGCGAGCAAGUUGGGCUACGAUAAGUCGGAAGACACUUACAAGGAGUGGGACAAAUACUGGAACGCAGUGCAGAUGGCAAGAGAAGACGGGAUACUCAAUGUGACGCAAGGUAAUAUCAUAGAUUGGAAAAAUGAUUUGUCCCAGGAGGAGAAGGAAGCACGCAAAAUGUGCCCUGAGAACAAAAAUCGUCGUUGGAUAUUCGCCAUGAGGCAUGGCGAACGAGUGGACCUCACUUACGGCCCGUGGGUCAACUUCUGCUUUGACGACAGCGGCAAUUACACAAGGAAAGAUCUCAACCUGCCACUUAAAUUGGGCGAGAGGGUGGGCGGCGCGGAGUCGUACGCGAAGGACACGCCGCUGACGCGCGUGGGGCAGCUGCAGGCGCAGCUGGUGGGCGAGGGGCUGCGGCUGGCCGGCGUGUCCGUCGCGCACGUGUACGCCUCCGCCGCGCUGCGCUGCGUCGAGACUGCGCACAACUUCCUUAUAGGAUUGCAGGGUGAUCCGUCCGUGAAAAUUAAAGUGGAACCCGGUUUGUUCGAGUAUAAAAUGUGGCACAUGGCAAAAGGAAUGGCGCCAUUCAUGACUCCUCUGGAACUGCACAAAGCGGGAUACAACAUCGAUCUCAGUUACAAGCCGUACUUCGAUCUAGACACGACUACGAACGAGACCUUGGACGAGUUCUACGAGAGAGGCGAGAAAGUGAUGCAGUCUGCUGUUAAAGAAUCUGAGGCGGAGGGGGGCAAUGUAAUGUUCAUCGGCCACGCAGCGACGCUCGAUCAGAUGGUGCUAGCUCUGCAGAGGCUAGGCGACAAGUUCAAUUUCACCGGAUACAACAUCAGCAAGAACCUGCUGAAGGUGCCGUACUGCGCGCUGGCGGCCAUGCGCGACAAGCCGUGGGAGGUGGUGUGCCCUCCCUGCCCACCCUCUAUCAACUCCAGCUCGGGCAGGUUUGACUGGAAGAUGCUGCUUGACAAGUGAGACUCCAAUACAAGCGUGUGAAUGUAUAAAUCUAUUUUGGGACGCAAUGGUAUGUAAAGAUUUGAUUGUAAUAUCUUGCUGUUAUUUUGUAAUAUUGGUCCAUAUUGAAAUACACAAUGAUAACAGGAUAUUAUUAGAGUCAAAUUUAGCAUAGCUUAUUUAGACAAUUAUUAUCCAUUUUGACACAGUGGCCUUACUUACACUUUUAGUUGGUGUUUUCGUCGUUUCGCUUUUUAAUAUUUGACGUAAGGAAAUGAUUAGGUACACGGUGUAACCGAAACACCAACUGAAAAUGUAGUAAAGGAAUACAUUCAUGCGCUUACAAAUAAUUAGUUCAAGGUUUCUUACCUAGUUCUUCAUAAGACAUAUCUAAAUCGAAAUCAUUUUAUAAUGUUAAUAAAUAAUUAUGUAAAAUCAUAAAAUCAAAUAUUGUUACAAAUAGUUUGCAAAUUACGUUUGACAUUCCUUAGAACGUAACUUGUGUUAUACUGUGGCUGUUUAAAUAUCAUUUAAAUAAAUGUAGUAGUAAGUAAUUCCGAUAACGAGACCUGAUUUAUGGUUUAUUACUGCCUUAUUUGUAAAGGUAAAGUUGUUUAGAUAUAAUUUUUACCUGAAGUAAUCUGAUGAGACACGCAAUAGUUAAGUACAGUGUUAAAUAUGUAUGAAUAGAAUCAUUACGAAAUAACUGUUUACAAACAUACUAAUGAAAAGGGCACCGUGUGUUACUAAUGCUGGGGCCACAUUUACAUUUAUUUAUAUUGAAAUGAAGCGUGGGUAGACACAACAUGACUCAUAUAUUGCAGUAUUUUUACAUCUACUAUUUAUUAGACUAUUAGUGUUGGCCACAAUUUGAUUAAUUCUCGUACACUUACAGUCUUACUUAUAAACUUGUUUUAGCAUUAAGAAGUGGUUCAGAGUUGCUUAAAUAGCCUCAAAAAUAUCACUGGUUCCUAGUUUAAACAUAAUUAAGAGGAAAAAUGGCGGCUUUUGACUUACACCUAAUUGAGUAAAUAUGUGUUUUAACUGAGCAUAGCUUUGCGAAAUUUUUAUAAGUAAAACUGAUAAGGUGUAAGUACAAACUGUACUAGAAAUGUUUAGCAUUCAGACCAUUUUGAACCUUCCAAUCAGGCUGCUAUACUUAUAACUUAUAUAACUUGUUAGUGAGAAUAUGUUCCUGUAGAAAAUCACGCCUUGUUGCAACGAUUUCUAAAAUUCAGUAUCAAAAUAUUGCUUUGUAAAAAAUGGUGUAGAAUGUGUUUUAAUUCAAAGUUUCAUCUGUUUAUUUUAAAUAUGUAAUGUACCUGCCCUUUCAAGUUCCAACACAUUAUAUUUUCAUUCUAGUCUGUGCAGCAAGCUUUUGUAUCAUUGGUACUCAACCUUUUCAGCUUAUAAAAUAAACGUCAUGAACCUAGCUAAUCCAUCUAGAUAACAGAAUUUAACGUACACAUUAACGAAAUAUUAUGGUAUUAGAUUUAAUGCUAUUUUAGGAAAAAGGCAAUGUCUCGACAAAUAGGUUGAGUAUCUCUGAUCAUAAUUAACUCCUCAUACAACAGUAUAUUUAUUUGUCGCUUAAAUAUAUUGGACAAUACUGGAAAUAGAAGUGUCUUGUUAUAAAAACUAUUGUAUUUUCAUGUUCAUGCUGUGUUCUAGCUUAUAAUGUUUAUUAUAAAUGUACUUAAUAUCAUAUUUUAGCGGGAAGUGUGUUUACUUAUUUUGAUUUAUUAGCUAACUGAGACUAGACAAAUUUAUAGACAUUAUACAUUAUAAUCAUGGUAUUAUGGUAAUUAUUUUUAGUUGAAUACUAAAAUAUCAGCCUAAGCUGUAUUUUAUGUUUUCUAUUGAAAUAUAGUAAACAUAUGCUAUUUAAUUUGUGUAUGUAAUUAAUAUCGCCAAUGUUUGCCGAAACUGGAUCGAUAUUAAAGAUUUACGAAGCUAGUAAUCAAUCCGCUUCCCGCGUUUGUGUUUAGAGGUACCUGUGUUUUAGCAAAUUGUUUUCUACUAAGCCUUAUUAGACUGAUUAGAGAUAUAAAUACAAUGCUUGAGUAAGAAUGUUGACAUUAUAUUGGUAUUAUAACUGACAUAAUAAAAUUCAGAAUUAAA